Lingula anatina is the source of this 1494-nucleotide messenger RNA. RefSeq names its product prominin-1-A-like. Gene Ontology annotation, cellular component: membrane. Lineage: Eukaryota; Metazoa; Brachiopoda; Lingulata; Lingulida; Lingulidae. The record is from RefSeq and is a predicted model, not a curated record.
GGUCAAAGGAACUGUGAUAGGAAGUAGAAGAUUAGCCGCGACUGUUGUUAGCCGAAGUCGGCAGUUACACGACAGAGGCGUUUUUAUACUUGGUAUUGCUUUAAGACGCUGUAGAUUGUAAUUUAAACACAUUUUAAGUAUUAAUCAACUGCCUAUAAGCUGCUGGACGGUUUAAAAAUGUCUCCUAGGACUAAAAACCCAUGGGUUUCUGUGGGUGUAGCUCUGAUGAUAGCUAUCAGUUUAAAUUCGAUGUCAUAUACAUGGGCUCAGACAAGUACAUCGAAUACUACAGUAUCCUCGGAUUCUGAUGAGGCUUCGUCACCAGAUACUUUUCUACAAAGGCCAAUAGAUAAAGCAAUGGAUCCUCUGUAUAAGAUGACCAACUAUUUUCUACAACUGGUUAAAGGAAACACCGGCAUCACUGAGUACGUCGACGAGUUGGAAAGAAGUGGCUUGGAAGUUGUGAAAAGAGACAAUCAGACAGACUACUUUGCAACAUUACAAAGUUCUGCCUUUAUGUUAAGGUUAAGUACAGAAUGGGGUCAGACAGUCCAGUGGUUUAUUGCCUAUACAGUUUGCAUAGCAGUUGGUAUCCUGUUUAUGAUCAUCAUGCCUAUUGUUGGUUGUUGUGUUUGUUGCUGCCGAUGCUGUUGCAAGAAAUGUGGUGGAAAAGUAGACCCUAUGGAACCAAAGAAUGCAAAAUGUCGCCGAGUGGUGUUUGGGCUUGUGCUGGCUGUGAUAACCACACUCAUGUUGGGAGGAAUGGUGUGUGCCUUUGUUACCAAUGAACUGAUGCAGGAACAAACCAACCAUAACAACAAUGACACAGGACUUCUCAAUUCCAUCUCAAAAGAAAUUGGCAGAAUAGACGAUUACCUCUCAAACACUCUGACGGAAAUAAAUACUACUGUUAUUAACAGCUAUAAUGGUGCAAAGGGUAGUGUAAUUCGAAAAAUAGAAGAUGCUGCUGACACUGCCCUGGACAAAAUUGGAACUGCCACUAAUGCAUCUGAAGUGAUUGACAAAGCCAAAGAAUUGGCAAAAAGUGUGAAUACCUUAGCCGCUAAUCUGGAGACUGUGAAAACUGAUACAGAGGCUUUAAGUGACCUGACUAUCCAACUUGAUGGUGAGCUGGCUGCUGUGAGACAAAACAUAAGUGACACCCUAAGUUCCUGUACUGUAGUAGCAACGUGUAAUGCCACUGGGAGUCAGCUUGAUAGUUUACAAACAGGAGCAAAUUUUACAUCUCUUACAACUGAUGCCCUUAAGACUAUUACGGAUGCUCUUGAAGAAGUUGAAAAAGUGCAAAAUAAUAAUAUAUCAGCAAAAGUAGAACAGGGAGAACAGGAGUACAAAAACAUCAGUGUCAAAGCAAAAGAACAAUUGGACAAUGAAAUUAAUAAGACAAAGGUAGAAUUAAAGAAGUUAGAUGAAAAACUUGGUGCAACCUUAGUAGAUUUGAGUGCACAAACAAAGGUAAUCAUUUGAAAUAAG